CUCUUCUCGCACUUGAAUUUUAAUUAUAACAAAAAAAAAGACUGAAAUAUUUUAGAUGCUACGUGAAAAUUUAACCACAAGUUGAUUUGUUCAAUGACAUUCAACUUAUCGAUUUCUUGGCUUUUACCUGACUAAUAAAAGUAAAAUUCAUUAUGAAUAAAAUUGAUCAAUAAUUGAAUUGCUAGUUCGACAAGAUGAACACCAGAAGCCUGAAAAUCGUGACCAAUAAUUAUUGCCACUUUUCCAACUAUCGAGAUAAUUCAAUUAAUCCAUUAAAAUUAAACGCAAUCUUGCUUUGAAUAGUGAUAAAAAAAAUGAUACAUUAUAAAAAUAAAUUAUAAGUUAUUAUUAUUAAAGUUUAUUUUUUUGUUAACAUAUAAGUUAAAAAUAUAAAUUAAAAAUAAAAAACGUUAUUUAAACUUUCACGCUAACAAUGAAACUUGAAGUUUUGUGCAACUUGAAGUGUGAAUUAACCGCGAGUUUAAAGUGAUGUGACAACUGGAUAAUUGAGAAAAAACUUUAAGGAAAAUUGCCAUUGGGAGAGUUAAAUGGUGCUAUCGAAAGGUUCGUCGACACGGUGAAGAAGGUUAAAACCACCAUCAGCCCUUUUCCGUGUCUACCCAGGAGCAAAAACACCAUAUAUAUUUUUUUACUUUUAUUCACCAUCACACUAUCGUUUCUUAUUGCCCGCAGUGCCAACUCAAACAUCUUGUUCUUGUAUUAUUCGUUCUCUAUUUUUUUUUUCAACUUUUGUUUGUCUUAUUUUUCCGUUUUUUUUGUUGCUCUCACAUGCCAUCGCUAUAAAGCAAAGAUAAAUUACCUCAACGAACACAUGCAAAAAAAAAAAAAAAAAGUGUACAAGUUCAACAGAACAACUGAAAAACUGAGUUGAAAAAAAGUUAGAAAUAUAAUAAUAAAGUGAAACAAAGUAUAUUGCAAAAAAAUAAUAAUAUAGUGAUGAAAGAAAUAGUGUUAGAUAGAAAACAUUAAUAUAAUACAAUGUGAUAUUGAAGAAAAAAAAAGAGAAAAUUGAAAUAAUUUAUUAUUUUAUGUGAUCAAGAUACGAAUGAAAUUCAUUUUAUCAAUGUGAAAAAAUUAGUGACGAAAUUGCUCAUUUGACAAUGAAACAUGAUCAUAGAUGAUGAUAAAUACAUCCAAUGAUGACAACAAUAAACAUAUAUGUCAUUUUAAAAUCAUUGUCAUACUAAAUGGUAUGAAUUAUUGCUAACAUAAGGAACAAUGGAUUUCAACAUUACUCGUAAUUUCACUAGUGAGGAUAACUCAUUGUCAUUUGAUAAUGUUGCGGCAAUUAUUACAGCUGUUUUUCUUGGUCUGCUGAUACUUGCAACAGUCAUUGGCAAUCUUUUCGUUAUAGCAGCAAUAAUAUGGGAAAGAAAUUUACAAUCAGUGGCAAAUUACUUGAUUGUUAGUCUAGCUGUUGCUGAUUUAAUGGUUGCAUGUCUUGUAAUGCCCCUGAGUGCUGUUUAUGAGAUAAAUUCGGGAUGGUCACUAGGACCUGGACUCUGUGAUAUGUGGACAAGCAGUGACGUACUUUGUUGCACCGCAUCAAUACUGCAUCUUGUGGCAAUUGCGGUUGACAGAUACUGGGCUGUAACUGAUCUCAAUUAUAUACAGGCAAGAAAUCCUAGAAGAAUUGGUAUUUUAAUUACAGCAGUAUGGGUUGUUGCAUUGGGAGUUUCAUUGGCACCACAACUUGGCUGGAAAGAUCCAGGCUAUAUGAAUCGUAUUGCCGAGGGCAAAUGUCUUGUUUCACAAGAUCCAGGUUAUCAGAUUUUUGCAACGUGUGCUACAUUUUAUUUGCCACUGUUGGUUAUACUUUUGCUGUAUUGGAAAAUAUUUCAAGCUGCAAGAAGACGAAUUAGAAAACGUCCAGGUUCAGCAAUUCAAGUACCACGUGAAAGAAGAGGAAUUCUUAGGCUUGUUUCACGAGGACCGAGAGAGGAAUCAACAGCAUUUACAAUAACGCGAACAACACCAGACAACUCAUCAGCAUCACCAGAAAAAUCAUCAUCAAAUGGUGCAAAUUUAACACAAUCAACAAUAAUAACAACACCAAUAUCAACGACAAUAGUAACACAAGGUUCACAACCCCAUAUAACAACAGCUAAAAAAGCACGUGAAACAAUGGAAGCUAAACGUGAAAGAAAAGCAGCUAAAACAUUGGCAAUAAUAACUGGUGUUUUUAUAGCUUGUUGGUUACCAUUUUUUGUUGUUGCAUUUGUACAAGCAAUUUGUACACCUUGUACACCACCAGAUUUAGUUGCUAGUGUUUUUCUAUGGCUUGGUUAUUUUAAUUCUACAUUAAAUCCAAUUAUUUAUACAAUAUUUAGUCCUGAAUUUCGUCAAGCAUUUAAAAAAAUGCUCUGUGGUGGUUCAAGACAUGGACCACGUUGACAAAGAGUCCAACAAAAAAAUACUAGUUGAAUAAAUAAAUUUAAAAUUUAAGCCAACAUUUAAUAAUAAUCAGAAAAAAAAGGUGUGAUAUUUUUUUAGUAAAAAACAUUCUUUUAUAGAUUUUUUUUUUUCUUCCAAUUUAUUAUUUAAUUUAAUUUUUAUCUCUUUAAAAAUAAUUAUUUCUUAAAAAGAUUUAAAAUAAAUAAAUUGAAACUUUCAUUCGAAGUUUUAAAGUUUUAAUUUUAUUUUGUAAAUUUUUUUUUUUCAAAUAAAUUUAAUAAGUUUUUAAUCAACUUUUAUAUUUUUUUUCUUUAUAUAUAUAUAUUUUUUUUUUUAAAGAAAUUAAUACAUAGCUAAACUUUUUCAAGAUAUAUUUUAUAAGCAUAAUUAUUUUUCAUGAUAAAAUAAAAAAAAAAAUGAUAAAAAAAUAAUAUAAAAGUUGCUCAAGGACUGAUGAUAGUGAUAAUAUCUUGAAAAAAAGCUGAAUCGUCUUGUUAACCACAACUUUUGUAAAACUUUAACAAAACUCAUUCCCAUGUGUCUACCUUGUUCGUGUUUUUAUAUCACCGACUAUUUUUCUAUUCCAUUGAGCAUUUGUUUUAUUUUUUAUUUAUUUCAUUUAUUUUGACACAAUAAACUACGCUUGUGUUUUCUCAUCGUUUUAACCGUAAACCCUUUUUAUUUGGAUUUUUUUUUCUGAUCAACAAACUUACAAACAAGUUAGUUUUUGUCCUGCAAGCUCAACAAAUUAUCCCAUUAGUAUUGCGAAUCGUGAUGUCAAUUAGAUAAACAAUACGACUGGGUGUGUCUUACCGACAAUUAGUGGCUCAAGGAAAUCCAUAGAGGGACAAAAAAAAAAAAGCUCAAUUUGCUGAAUGAAAUAGACAAACAAAAUUUGCUGAUAUUAGUUUUGUAAUUCUCAAUGGGGAUUAAAUUUUUUAACUGACAUUUUCUUACUGAUUAUUGUCUGGCUAAAAACUUAAUUAUACUUAAUGAGUAUUUUUUUUUUUUAUCAUUUUUCAUUUGACAUGACCAUUAUUUUAUUUUAUAAAUUAUUUUCUCUUGUAAUUAAUUAUUUCAUAUCAAAAAAAAUAAUAGAGGGUUUGAGGAUUUUUUAAAUUAUUGUUGACAUAACUUCUGGAACAUUUUUCAAUAUCAAGUUUUCAAAUAAAAAGUAUGUGUACAAAAAAAAUAUAUGAGAAUAGAAAUGAAAAUGUUGGAAAAAAAAAUAAAUAAGAAAUCUAUGCUGUCAUCACUGAAUUUAUCUGCACUUUUUACGUCAAAAAUACAUGUACACUUUUUGUUGCUAAAAAAUUUAACACUUGAGUUUUUUUUUCUACCUAUCGUCAGACCAGUUUUUACGAUCUUGGAUGCACUAUUUCCACGAUUUACGGAGUAGCUAAAUGUCAUUUAAAAAACAACACACAAAAAAGAAGAAAUAAAAAAAAAUAAAAA
Aphidius gifuensis is the source of this 3870-nucleotide messenger RNA. RefSeq names its product 5-hydroxytryptamine receptor-like (gene 5-HT1). Gene Ontology annotation, biological process: adenylate cyclase-activating adrenergic receptor signaling pathway. Gene Ontology annotation, cellular component: membrane. Gene Ontology annotation, molecular function: melanocortin receptor activity. The record is from RefSeq and is a predicted model, not a curated record. Bases 1240 to 2415 code for a protein of 391 amino acids. Lineage: Eukaryota; Metazoa; Arthropoda; Insecta; Hymenoptera; Braconidae. The transcript is spliced from 9 exons.